Messenger RNA from Raphanus sativus (radish), 2608 nucleotides. RefSeq lists its product as uncharacterized. The record is from RefSeq and is a predicted model, not a curated record. The coding region runs from base 509 to 2395 and encodes 628 amino acids. Gene Ontology annotation, biological process: lipid metabolic process. The transcript has 9 exons. Lineage: Eukaryota; Viridiplantae; Streptophyta; Magnoliopsida; Brassicales; Brassicaceae.
AUCGCCGACGUGCCCCUAAAAUAUCGGAUCCUCCCGAAUUUAUUGUUCAUUUGGAUUUAUUUGAAUCUCGUCGGAAUCUCGUUUUCUUGGUCUCUGUUUUUCCUUCUUUUUUUUUCUUUCUAUUCGUUCUGAAUAAAACUCCAUUCCGAUUUGGUCAAGUCAUUGGGGAUUUCAGGUGGAUAGAAUUGUUCCGUUGUCGUCGUUUCCCUGGAAAAUUUUGACGGAUAACGAGGAGAGAGAGAGAGAGAUCGCCGAAUCAAAUUACUGAGUUAGGAUUCAAAAAAAAAAGAAAAGCGAUGCAACGGGUGGUAGAUAACGCUCUCGCGGUAACCAAAGAUGCAGGUCUGUGAAAACUGUAACAUAUGAGUCUUUGAACAACAUUGCUAGAUGCAUUAACGGUGUCUCCGCUCUUCUCUUGACCCUCCUCCCUGGCAACGCUAAUAUCCUCGAAGGUCUCCAUGGCUGGGAGCUCAGACCCACUUUCCGUGGUCCACGUUUACCUCGCUGGAUGCACAAUGGGGUCUCUUCUUUCAAUCACUUCGUUCAUGAGCUCUCUGUGGAUUCCGAUACUUCCAGCUCCGACUAUUCUUCCGGAGAAGAGAGUGAUGGUGUGUUGCCUGCUUCACCUUCUUCUCAAAGCUCACGCCUUUCUUGGGCUAGUGCUUCUGCUAAUCCUGAAAGCCACUGGACUGAGUGGAUUACCUUUAUUCUCUGGUGGUUGAUAUUCCCUGUACGGAUCUUGAUAUGGAUACCUCAGUACUUCCUGCGUUUGUUCUCUAAGCGAAGUGCAAGAGCUCCUUCGAGCCCAAGAAGGAACCUGCGUUCACCUAGGCCUCGUCUUAGCAAGACUAUGUCGAGCAAAGACCAUGAUGUUCCUAACAGAGCUACUGAUAGAAGACGCGGAGUCAUUGAGGAUCUUCAUCUCGCUAUUGAGAUCUGCAUAGAAGCGAUUUUUGAUUUUUUUCACAGGGCUACGCGUAUGAUCCUUUCUCCGUCGGAAGCUUUUGCAAUAAUGUCAUCAUGGUUCUCUUCUCGCAGUAACAGUAGUGAAGAAAGCCAUGAUGACGUUUCAGAUGAUGUGAAUGUGCAGACUGCCACUUUAGGAGAUACUGAUCCAUCUCUUACGGAAAGGCCCACACGCUUAUACAACUCUAUGAACACAGAUACUCGAACGUGUAAAGAUGUCAUCACAGAGCUGGGGUAUCCUUACGAAGCUAUUCGUGUUGUUACAUCUGAUGGAUAUGUUCUUCUCUUGGAAAGGUUACCAAGACGUGAUGCAAGGAAAGCUGUUUAUCUACAACAUGGGAUAUUGGAUUCUUCAAUGGGAUGGGUAUCUAAUGGAGUUGUCGGAUCUCCAGCUUUUGCUGCGUAUGACCAAGGCUAUGAUGUUUACUUGGGGAACUUCCGGGGUUUAGUUUCAAGAGAUCAUGUGAACAAGAACAUAUCCUCGAAAGAGUACUGGCGAUACUCCAUUAACGAGCAUGGCACUGAGGAUAUCCCAGCGAUGAUAGAAAAAAUCCACGAAAUCAAAACUUCAGAACUAAAGCUCAGCCAGCCUACCAUCGACGAGGAAAUCAACCAGGAGGAGCCUUAUAAGCUCUGUGCCGUCUGUCAUAGCCUAGGUGGUGCUGGGAUUCUCAUGUACGUCAUCACUCGCAAAAUCAAGGAGAAGCCACACCGACUCUCAAGACUUAUCCUCCUUUCACCUGCCGGCUUUCACGAGGACUCCAACUUAAUUUUCACCAUUGUUGAGUAUAUAUUCCUUUUUGUGAGUCCUGUAUUGGCUUGCAUCGUUCCCGCCUUCUACAUACCGACAAGAUUCUUCAGGAUGCUUCUGAACAAGCUAGCACGUGACUUCCACAAUUAUCCUGCUCUUGGUGGACUGGUCCAAACCCUGAUGAGUUACGUAGUUGGUGGAGACAGCUCGAACUGGGUCGGGGUCUUGGGGACGCCUCACUACAACAUGAACGAUAUGCCAGCUGUCUCCUUCGGUGUUGCGAAACAUCUAGCUCAGAUCAAACACACUGGUAAGUUCAAAAUGUUUGAUUACGGGAGCAGGACAGCUAACAUGGAGGUUUACGGCUCUCCUGAACCGCUUGAUCUAGGGGAGUCUUACGAGUUCAUCGAUGUGCCUGUUGAUUUAGUAGCGGGGAAGAAAGACAAGGUGAUUCGGCCUUCCAUGGUGAGGAAACACUACAAGGUGAUGAGAGAUGCUGGGGUUGAUGUGUCGUUUAAUGAGUUCGAGUAUGCUCACCUUGAUUUCACAUUCUCUCACCGGGAAGAGCUUUUGACGUAUGUCAUGUCGAGGCUGCUGCUUGUGGAAGUGACACCAAGUCAACAGAGGCAGAGCAGCCAGAAAGGUAUGAAACUGAAGAAGAAGAAAAAGGAGGCAUAGUAGUGUAAGUAGCUAGAAACCAAACGAUGGCCACUGUGGUCAAUGCCCAAUAGAGUUUGGAGUCUUUGUAUUGUGAUGUUGUGCGUUUGAGCUUCAUCUGUGCAUUCUACGUUGAUCUUCCUGUAGGUGUACAUAGUGUAAAGUUUGAUCGCUUGAUGAAAUGAUCUUGUUGUCAGAGAUGUUUUUUUCAGCAAUAUGAUGUAUAUGUUUCUA